AUUUUAGUCUCAGAAGGUGAACAACUCGAGAAAGAAUGAGUCGACACAAGGAGGCCGCCGAUGGUCCGUUGAACUGUGACGUGUUGUCGCUGGAUGACCCGGCGACCCCCAUGACCGCUCGGCCGACGUCUUCGUCAGGCCGGAGCAAGGCCAAAGCGAAAGACAAGUCCGAGUUCCGCCGGUACUUUGAUCAGGAGGAGCUCCCGAUGUCCAUCGAGACUCAAAACGGAGACCGCAACAUUGUGUGGACAACCCCGCUUGAAGCGCUCGAUUACACCCACAUUCUCCCAAUUUGUUGCUCUGGACUCCAGGAAACACUCGAGCCCUAUCCGUCGUUUGCUUUCAAAGCAACGAUGGAGCUGCUGGAGCAUGGCAUGGCCGAUUCUCGGGUGCUCAAGUCGCUGCCCCCCGUGAUGUCGCACGUCAAGGCGGCUCUUAACAAGCGAGACAAAGAAGUCGUCCACCGCGUGCUGUUGGUCGUCCAGCAGUUGGCUGUGUGCGAGGGCGUUGGAGAAGCGUUGAGUGAAUACUAUCGAACGAUCUUGCCGCUGUGCAAUUUACUCAAGGACAAACGCCUUGGCACCGGCGACGGCAUGACCAAAGAGCUCAUCCAAGAAACCCUUGAAAUCCUCGAAGCGUACGGGAAGGAUGACGCCCACCACCAAAUUCAGCACCACGUUCCAGGGUACCAGCACUGCGCCGUCAAGUAACGAAUGUAUUUACCCCCCA
Messenger RNA from Aphanomyces invadans, 729 nucleotides. RefSeq lists its product as hypothetical. Gene Ontology annotation, molecular function: Hsp70 protein binding; Hsp90 protein binding. The transcript has 4 exons. The coding region runs from base 36 to 710 and encodes 224 amino acids. The record is from RefSeq and is a predicted model, not a curated record. NCBI's taxonomy places the organism in Eukaryota, Oomycota, Saprolegniomycetes, Saprolegniales, Verrucalvaceae.